GAGAGAGCUGCAGGAAAAGGGAACAUCACGCACGGGGUGUCGAUGUGAAAGCAGUUGUUCCUCCACGUCCAGACACCCAUCAAAACUUAUUUUUUACGCGUUAUUUUUAAACGGGUUCCGCCGCCCUCCCCGAGCGUUUUAAACACAGCGUGAAACGGCGGUUUGCUGCACGGGGGAUUUAAUGGGAGUCUUUCAUCGGUAAAGCGCUUCUCCCCCCCUUGACGGACCCUCGCUCGAACCGAACCGGACUCGGGCGCUGUCCUCACCGGGGGGUAUCCGAUCUCAGUUAUAUUUUGACAGCGAAAACAACAUUCCGGAGUCCGGAAUAUGGCAGGAAAUCUGAAGAAAGGUGGGGGGCUUAUUGGCAUGAUGAAGGACGCUUUUCAGCCUCACCAUCACCUCCACCACUCCCAUCAUCAGCCCGGAGCCGUGGACAAAAAGACGGUGGAGAAAUGCUGGAAAUUUAUGGAUAAGGUGGUACGGUUAUGCCAGAACCCCAAAUUGGCUUUGAAGAACAGUCCUCCGUACAUCCUAGACCUGUUGCCAGACACAUACCAGCAUCUCCGCACUAUCCUGUCUCGAUACGAAGGCAAGAUGGAAACGCUAGGCGACAACGAGUACUUCCGUGUUUUUAUGGAGAACUUGACCAAGAAGACCAAACAGACCAUAAGCCUGUUCAAAGACGGCAAAGAACGAAUGUUUGAGGAGAACUCUCAGCCCAGACGGAACCUGACAAAGUUGUCGCUGAUAUUCAGUCACAUGCUUGCCGAGCUCAAAGCCAUCUUUCCUAAUGGUCUGUUUCAAGGGGACAACUUCAGAAUCACCAAAGCGGAUGCCGCAGAGUUCUGGAGAAGAUCGUUCGGGGACAAGACCAUCGUGCCUUGGAAGGUGUUCCGGCAGGCCCUGCACGAGUUUCACCCCAUCAGCUCAGGCCUUGAGGCCAUGGCACUCAAAUCCACCAUCGACCUCACCUGCAACGACUACAUCUCCGUUUUUGAGUUCGACAUCUUCACCAGGCUAUUCCAGCCCUGGUCGUCAUUGUUGAGAAACUGGAACAGCCUGGCAGUGACUCAUCCUGGGUACAUGGCCUUUCUAACCUAUGAUGAAGUCAAAGCUCGUCUGCAAAAAUUCAUCCACAAGCCUGGCAGCUAUAUCUUCAGACUGAGCUGUACAAGGCUCGGACAGUGGGCUAUCGGUUACGUCACGGCUGAUGGAAACAUCUUGCAGACCAUUCCUCAUAACAAACCCCUCUUCCAGGCCCUCAUCGAUGGAUUUAGGGAAGGAUUCUACCUUUUUCCAGAUGGACGCACUCAAAACCCAGACCUCACAGGACUGUGUGAACCUUCACCUCAAGACCAUAUCAAAGUCACACAGGAGCAAUAUGAGCUGUACUGUGAGAUGGGCUCUACCUUCCAGCUGUGUAAGAUCUGUGCUGAGAAUGACAAGGAUGUGAAGAUCGAGCCCUGCGGACACCUCAUGUGCACUUCCUGUCUCACAGCCUGGCAGGAGUCAGAAGGCCAAGGCUGCCCAUUCUGUCGCUGUGAAAUUAAGGGUACCGAGCCCAUUGUCGUUGACCCCUUCGAUCCCAAGGAUCCCAACAGCGCCGCCUCCUAUGGAGGCUGCAGGGGCAUGUUUGGGGCCGAGGGAGCCCCUUCACCCAGCUACGACGAUGAUGAUGAUGACCGUUUAGAGGACUCUCCUUUCAUGAUUAGCAAGCUGGUCGGCUCUAAAGUGGAGAGGCCGCCCUCGCCGAUGUCAAUCACCCCUCAGCCUGUCGUUCCUCCAGUACCUCCUCGGCUGGAUCUGCUUCCUCUCAGACCCACCAACCCUCCAGGGGCCUCAAGUCCAGGGGCCACAUCCAAGGCCCCUUCCCAUCACAAAGACAAGCCAUUACCGCUGCCACCAACUCUAAGGGACCUGCCACCUCCACCUCCACCAGACCGUCCACACCCAGCCGGAGCAGACAACCGUCUCCCAAGACGUCCCCUUCCCAGUACACCCGGAGAAUCAUCUCGGGACAAACUGCCCCCGGCCCCUCCUAACCGCAACAUGCCAGACUGGAACUCCCGGCCCGUACCCAAAGCCCCAUCACAGCCACCAGCAAGCGGAGACACCCGUGGAUCUCGAGAGCUUUCAAACAGGCACUCUCUGCCUCUCCAACUGCCCUCUACUCUCGAUUCCAGAACAGAAGCCCCCAGAAACAACGGCCCUCCCAGCCUCGACCACCAGCUGAGUUUUGGAUCAUCAAAUCCUGGGUCGGAUUAUGAUAGUCCAAAAGUGAAGCCGUCUGCCUCGGCUAAUGCCAUCUAUUCCUUGGCAAUACGGCCUGUCGCAGCAGCGAGAACACAGACAGAGGAGGAAACCAAUGAGAACGACGAGGAGUCUGAGUACAUGACUCCAUCUUCUCGACCAGUGCUGCCCUCUGCUGCAGGGGAGGUUGUGCCCAGACCACCUCCACCACUCUCACUCAGUCCCAGAAGUAUGCUCAAUGAAUUGGAGUCAGAAAGUCCACAGAUGUAUGAAGCCAUGUACAACAUCCAAGCACAGGCCCUCACAGCUUCUGCACCACAGGCCAGAGACUCAGAUUACUCCGAAUUGCCUCCUUUGACUUGCUCUAAUGGCCCGCGGGAUCCUGUCGGUGCAUAUGCUGAGGAGGAAGAGGAGAACAGCUAUGACUAUCCCAAACCUCAUCUGUCUGCAGCCCUAGCCCGACGCACUCUUUCAGAUGCUAACUCGCCAUCCUCAUCCUCAGCCUUCAGCCGCCUCUCCUUAGACAGUGAUCUUGGAGCAGCUGCAACUGUCCUGGACCCCUCCGAAGCCCCCGAGCGGCCUCCUAAGCCAUUGCCUCGUCGCAUCAACUCGGAUCGCAGACCCAGUCCGGUUCCCCCCGGGGCAAGUCCAGGCCCCAGCCAGCAGAUCAGCAGUGAGAUCGAGCACCUCUUGAGCCAGGGAUACUCCCAUCAGGACAUCCAAAAAGCCCUAAUGAUUGCACAGAACAAUAUUGAAAUGGCCAAGAACAUCCUGAGGGAGUUUGUGUCCAUCCCUUCUACUGCACAUAUCUUAACAUAGCGAAACUUCUCCGAGCACCCAGUCGCAGCCCAGGCCACGCUCGCCUCGUAUUCGUCUUGGACUUCAGAAGGGAGUGGCGUGACCCUGCACUCUUGCUCUAGCGAUGGCAAGAGCUCUGUUUCUCCGUAACGCUUCUCGGAUUCUCUGUCCUCCUUCGUGCGCACGGAAGAGCGAGGGGUUUGUUGCGGCCGCUUCUUCAGCCUGAAGCCAACGCAUGUCCCCUGAGGCUUAACAAAGACAAAAAAAAAGACAAAUACAUGUAUGUGUUUAUAUAUGGUUUAAUAUAUAAAUCAGAAUAUUGGUUAUAGUUAAUAUAUACACAUGUAUGUUGGAGAGGCACAGGGUUAGCUGCAGACAUCAGGGUGUGUGAAGUAUUAGGCCUCAGAGUUGGGAUAGCUAAAGGGAGUUCAGUAAACAGCAGACUGCAGCAUUUUCUGGCGUGAAAAAUGGCCUUUACUUGUGUUGCUUCGGUACAUUUUGUUAUUGAGUGUGUGAUUUUUCUUUUUUGGUCUGUCUAGUAGCAUGUCGGUCCCCUCAGCGCAGUUACCAGUUUUAGAAAAAACGCUCAGCCCAAAGUGACCCGUUCUCCGCUUGACCUUGACCUCCAGGGUACUGUGGGAUUAUUAUUAUUUUUUUAAUUCUUUUUAAGAGCGUGGUGGCUGGCUGGCAUCGGAAUUGGGCUCUCCGUCAGCCUUGUUACAUCUGUGUAGCAUUACUGUAACUGUACUGUAAUUCACUUCCCAAAUGUUUUAGGACAGCCAGUCCUUCAAAGUUUCCAAUCGGAAUGCGCUGAUAAAGGGUACACGCGUCUGAUGUCAGGGGGCACGUAACCUGUUUGCUCUAAUCUGAAUGUGUCAUUAGUAUGAUGGUCUCCGACAGACUUUUGUGAAGUAGCGUGUUUACUAAAGAUAGUGUUCUCUAACAGAUUACGGUGUGAGUGGUUGGAGACAAAGUGAAACUGCUUAGUACAACAACAACAACAACAAAAAAAAGAAGUAUUUGCUUAUAAAGGUCCAUGGCCUGGCCAAGUUUCUGUAUUCGGUGGGGACUGAAAUCACUCUUGGGGAGGUUCGGACUUGUGUAUGAAGCUGUUCAUCUUAGAAACCAUUUAAUUUGAUCACCUUAAUAUAUUGUUAUUAUUAAUGUUAUUAUUAUUUGAUUUAUUGUUAUUAAUACAGAAGUGCUUUACUGCUGCUAUUAUUGUUAGUGCUAAACAAUUAAGCCUUAAAUGUACAUUUGUGAAUACUGUGUUUAACCCAUUUUAAAGUGACAGUAUCGGUUGUGUGUGAUUUGGUAAUGUAGCAUACUUGAAAUCAGAAGCAACUUGCGCAGGUGUGAGCCCAGCUGAUUUAUUUUUCUCUGUGUGUAUAUGUGUGUGUGUUUGUUUGUGUGCGUGAACAUGGGAUGUCUGUUGUCAUCCAGGUACGUUGCAUUUUUGCUUGAAAUACUUGCGUUGUCAUAGAAAUGGUGAAAUGCAUCUUGAGGCUCAUCGCAGAAGGCCUUAUUUCUGUUCUUACGUUGUCCUGCGAGGCUUUGGUGUUUACCUGUCACCGAUUGGAAUGAUCUUUUAGCGACAGCCCUCUUCAAGCCAUGAUCGCAGUGCCCAUAGUCCGCCUGCUGUUAGGGAGAAGGUGCAUCCUGAUCUCCCCUUUGUACUCAGGAAUACCGUACAUUACAACAGAAUCUACAUUAGUGACUACAGCCAGUGCAAGACUCUCAUGCUCAGGGUGAGGAAUAACGCAAGACUACUAAAGUCUCUCUUAAUGACUCGUUGUUUCCCAAUAGGGUUCUUAAAGAUGGACAGUUCACUCAAAAAUGAAAUGAGUUAUUUAUUUGCCUUCAGAGAUAUACUGUAGGUGACUAAUUUUUAAGUGGAAGAUGAAAGAUUUAAGCUGAAACGGUGGUUGAUGGGAGACUAAAUGCUAGCACUUUAAAGGGAUAGUCCACCCAAAAAUGAAAUUUACUCACCCUGAAGAUGUUCGAAUAAACAACAGAUUGAAUAAAAAAGUUUGAAUGAAGAUUGAAUGAAAGUUGAAAACCAGUAACCAUUGACUUCCAUAGAAGAAAAUAUAAAUACUAUGAAAGUUAAUGUUCACAGUGUUCAACUUUUUUUGUUCAAUAGAGGAAAAAAGGUUUGAAAGAAGUAAUUGAUGACAGAAUAUACAUUUUGAGUGAACUAUCCCUCCUUUAAGUGUCAAAAACAUACAGUUUAUACAGGCAUAACAAAAUUAAUACAAAUCCUGACCACACAGUGAAGAAGCUCGUGCUCCAAACUAUUUGAUUUCACUCAGGACUUCUGAGAAUGAGAAUUAUUAACGGUUAUGUUGUAAAUAAUGUUUAUGCGUAGACCAAUUCUUUUGCUUCAUAAGUCCUUGGCUUGCAUUUUAAACAAUCACCAAUGGGGGAAAAAAAAGUCACCUACAUCCUGAAUGGCCUGAAGAUGAUGUAUAUAAACGUAGAUUUUAUUUAUUUGUUUUGGUGAACUAUCCCUUUAUUUCACAGGUCUCAAACUCGGUUCCUGGAGGGCCGCAGCUCUGCAUGGUUUUGCACCAACCCUAUCAAACACAGCUGAUCCAAAUAAUUGAGGUGUUCAAAACAGUCAUAACCAGCUUCAUUAGUGGGAUCAGCUGUGUUUGAUCAGGGUUGGAGUAAAACUGUGCAGUGCUGCGGCCCUCCAGGAAUUGACUUUGAGAUGCUCUAUAUAGUAUAGUUCGCACCAAAAUUGUAAAUGGUAUCAUUGACUCGCUCUCAUGUCUUUCUGAACUCAUUUCCCCUGUGGAAAUAGUUUGUUUGGCAAUGGGGUCCAAAAAUAAAUAGAUUCCCUACAUGGAUAAAAUAUAGUCUGGAAAUCGAUCUCAAAUUAAAGUCAUACUAGUUUUGGAUGACAUGAGCAUAAACAAAUGAUGCACUUUUAAAAAAAAAAACUUGAGUGAACUUUAAUAUUUCAAGCCGUUGUCUGUUAUUGCACCAGCACAUCUGAAUGCACUAGUAACUCCAUUAAAGUGAGUCUGGAGGAGUCACGAUUGUUGUCGCGUGGCCCAGUUUUAGUCUCUACUAGCCCCUAGUGUUCUUGAGAGUGUUGCACCGGGAUUGCAGGUACUUCCACGUCUCAGUCUUGUAGGUACACGAAUAACCUUGAGAGCUUACGAUACGUCGAGCUGUUUAUUUAACAGUGUUAACUCUCGGUUUUGUAGUUACUGUUGCCUUGAAGCAUAUGAUGGUUUAAUACUUGUUUUUGCUUCUUCUUUGUUUGUUUUUUACUGCACCAUAUGAAGUCUAGAGAUGAGAAGGUUAUACACUUUUGUUUUUUUAACCAUUUUGUUCGUUUUACUGUACUACUAUUGUGUGAUGGACGCGUGUGAGUUUGUACAAUAUUUUGGCACAGCGUACCAAUUUGUGCUAUGAUACUGUCACUUUAAAAUCAACGUGUGUAAAGUUACUUAUACAUAGAAUACAUGGAAACGGCAAUGUUUUGUUUCAUUUUUGCAUUCCUGUACAUGUCAGAAUUUUAUUUUUGUUUACUGAUGUGAAUAUUACUGUGAGCAGUGCCAUAUGUUUAGAAAUGUCCGUAAUUUUGUUCUGCAACCCAGAUGAAAAAAAGGCCUUGUUUAGUGUAAAGAGUGAACGAAAUCCCUCACGAACUCUUUGGGAAACGUUUCCAUCGUCGCUUCUGUUGGCUUUGGUCAGUGACAUCAUGGUGAAUCUCUGUCUGUUUACUGGAAUGUCUCGAAUCAGACCACAAGAGGGAGCUCUCUCCUCAUUUUGCCAUAACUUGCCUGAGUGUUUCAGGGUUUCUUUUUGUGCUAAUUCUCAUAUCACUUUGGAAGUAUGCACAGCGCUAUACUGUUAAUUAAAACAAUAGAACAAA
This is a messenger RNA of Danio aesculapii, 6937 nucleotides long. RefSeq names its product Cbl proto-oncogene, E3 ubiquitin protein ligase (gene cbl). The coding region runs from base 328 to 3069 and encodes 913 amino acids. Gene Ontology annotation, cellular component: plasma membrane; membrane raft. Gene Ontology annotation, molecular function: ubiquitin protein ligase activity; receptor tyrosine kinase binding; calcium ion binding. Gene Ontology annotation, biological process: cell surface receptor signaling pathway; negative regulation of epidermal growth factor-activated receptor activity. Lineage: Eukaryota; Metazoa; Chordata; Actinopteri; Cypriniformes; Danionidae. The record is from RefSeq and is a predicted model, not a curated record. The transcript has 16 exons.